Molecule: messenger RNA, 1887 nt
Organism: Penicillium taxi
Lineage: Eukaryota; Fungi; Ascomycota; Eurotiomycetes; Eurotiales; Aspergillaceae
Exons: 1
Coding region: 1-1887 (628 amino acids)
Source: RefSeq, a predicted model, not a curated record
AUGGCGGAUAACAACGCCCACCAUCCUGGCGUUCGUAGCCUGCUGGCCAAAUUUGAGACCAACCAAACCCCCUCCCCAUCCGAUCGUGGCAGAUCUCCUCUCUCGUGUGAUACCUCUGCCGUUAGACAACUCUCUAGGGUUCGUGCCAGUUUUGUCACCGUUGAAGGAGCUAUUCAGUCGGCAACCCCGGGAUCACCGUUGAGGAAGACAAGCGGAAGAAGUGAGCCGGAUAUUUUUGGGCCGAAGAUAAAUGAACAAGAGGUGUCACACAGACAUAGCGUUGUGUCCCCAACUCCUGCCGCCAAAGUAGAGACGCCUCAUAAUGGUAUUUCUGAUCGAGUGGUCCUUGAUCAGGUGGUGAAGGACUCUCGGCCAGAGCCAGCGCAAUGUGGGGCUAAGGAAGAACCGGCUUCUCCAGUGGAGAACGCAGCUUCCUCGAAGGAAACAACUGCUUCCCGCAAAACACCAAUCCCGAACACCUCUACAAAGCGCCCGCCUACCCUUCAUUCGCCCAAGAACAACGCUUCAAGCAAAUCUUCAACAAUGUCAGCUUCAGCUACCACCCACCCCACCACAGCUCGGGAGACAGCGAAGGAGCGAGCUAAUGCUUCCACUCAUACAACCAACCGUGCUUCCACACAUCCCACCAAGCCCACCACCACCCGGGCCACAAGAGCCUCGGUACCUUCUCAGAAACCUGCGCCCCAGAGUUUGACGAGUCCCAAAGCACCUACUAAGCAUGUGCGCUUACCUGCUUCCAUGACGGCGCCGACUCGAUCAUCCGUGGCAAAGACUGGAACUACCGCCCCUACAACGCGAGCCAGUGCGAACACAUCUACAAAGCAGUCCUCUGUCAAAAGUGCAUCUGGUGUCCCGACACGGUCAGCCGCCGGCGCCACAAAUGUGCGGAAACAGCCUCGCCCCUCCUUGCCUGCUCAUGAUAAUGUUGCCACCAAGCCAGUAAACAACAGCUUCCUUACACGCAUGAUGCGACCUACUGCUAGCUCGGCAAACAAGACGCACGAUAAGACUGAUAACGUUCCCCCGCCCAAAACCACGACCACCAGGGCUCUCCGAGCACCCAUUGGAAAGGCAACGGAGCGCGUUAAUGUCCAGCCAAAGGCAAAGGCCGCUCCUCUGCGACUACAGACUGAAAAGUCCCAGGUUCUUCCCAAGGAUCUAGCGCAAAAGGAUGAUGCGACCAAAAUUGCGCACAAGCGGGAGAGCGCCAAGGAAAAUACCCAGGAAUCUAUCCCAGAAACUCCGGUAGAGCCCGAAACUGAGAAGCCAAAUGAGACAAUUGUCGAGCCAGUCUUUGAGACCCCUGUCAAAUUGACCGAAGAAGUCAAGGAUGAGCCUGUCAACAUUGAGUCUGAACCCACAGCCGAGCGCACUGCAGAGCCUAAGAGCCCGGCCCAACCCGCUGCAGCGGAUCUUACACCUGCCCCUAAGGAGGUUUUAACAGAAGUCCUCCCCUUGACUGAAGAAGCUCCAAUCCGGGAUGACAGCAACGAGUCUGAACUUCUUACCAACGCCACACACGAAGUUCCAGGGGAGUCAACUGUUGUGUCUGGCGGAGAUGAGACCAAAUUGUCCGAAGUGAGCAUCGAACCCACUGAUGCUCAGACGCCGUCGGAAGUCAAGGAUGUCACAUUGAUUGACGAUGUCUUGCAGGUUCCAGAAGAACCUACUUUCGAGGAUGAAUCUUCUAGUGUUGACACUCCUGAGACUCUGGAGAACCCAGACGCCACCAAAUUCGUGCAGGAAAUUGCUUUACCUGAGAACACAGUAUCGCCAUACACUGAGACUUCGACUAUUGCUGAGCAAUCCUCAACUGAAAAGUCGACUGUUGAUGAAAUUGACAUUGUUGGUCUGACACUGAACUAA